GUGACAUCGGUGCCAGAUGCGUGUUGCGUAAUGUGAUCCUCAUCUUCACUGAAUUCCAAGGUCCAACUUCAGUUAGUGAUCUGUAACAGCCAAAGAGGGACCGGUUGUCUGUUCUUUCUGACCGGACCAUCAGAUCUACAAAGACUAAAGAUGGGCGACUGGGGAUUCUUGUCAAAGCUCCUGGACAAGGUCCAGUCCCACUCCACCGUGGUCGGGAAGAUCUGGAUGAGCGUCCUGUUCCUCUUCAGAAUCAUGGUUCUGGGUGCCGGCGCCGAGAACGUGUGGGGCGACGAGCAGUCGGGGUUCAUCUGCAACACUAAGCAACCUGGUUGCGAGAACGUGUGCUACGACUGGACCUUCCCCAUCUCGCACAUCCGCUUCUGGGUCCUUCAGAUCAUCUUUGUCUCCACGCCGACGCUGGUCUACCUGGGCCACGCCAUGCACGUCAUCCACAAGGAGAACAAGCUGAGGGAGCUGCUGUCGAGCCCCGGCGGCACCCGGCUGCUCAAGGUGCCCAAAUACACGGACGACAAGGGCAAGGUGAAGAUCAGGGGGAACCUGCUGGGAAGCUACCUGACUCAGCUGGUGGUCAAGAUCCUCAUUGAGGCUGCCUUCAUAGUGGGCCAGUACUACCUGUAUGGCUUCGUGAUGGUCCCCAUGUUCCCCUGCUCCAAGAAGCCGUGUCCCUUCACCGUGGAGUGCUACAUGUCUCGACCCACUGAGAAGACCAUCUUCAUCAUCUUCAUGCUGGUGGUGGCCUGCGUCUCUCUGCUCCUCAACGUCAUCGAGAUGUUCUACCUGAUCUGCACCAGGGUCAGGUGCGGCUCCAGGUCUCACGGCCGCAAGGUUACGUCGGCAGAGAACCCCGCCCGCCUGUCAUCGCCAACAUGGCCGACCGCGGAGGACGCCCUGAGGCAGAACAAGAUGAACAUGGACCUAGAGAGCAGCCAGAGCAUCGCAGGAAGCCUGGACGGCGCCAAAGAGGAAAAACGGCUGAUGAGCGGCCAAUAGGCCAAUAGGCUGCGUCACCAUGGAAACCUGCUGAACAUGCUUGAUUGUCUUUGUGCGUCCUUCAGAUGUGUCAAAGAGACUCAUGUAGAUUUAUUUCAGUGUGCACACAUUAUGACAGGGGGCUGAAAGCUCUGUUCAAAUUCAUUUUUUAUUAUGUGAUGGAAAAAAUGAUGCUGAAAAAAAUACAACACUGACGACGUAUUUAUGUUCCCAAGAUAAAAAUAAUUUGAACUUGUCUGCUUAACUUAUUAUCAUAUUCACUAUCUAGGACUUACAAUAAUGUACAUAUUGAUUGCUGAUGAUGAUUAAAGUGAAGUGCUUCUAUUGUAUAUGAUGCUCUGUAUGUAAACUUUUUUAUGCUGUGUUGUGUAAUAGGGAAAUAAAUAUUUCAUGAAUAAUUA
This is a messenger RNA of Betta splendens (Siamese fighting fish), 1412 nucleotides long. It is a transcript of the gene gja13.1, whose product is annotated as gap junction protein alpha 13.1. The transcript has 2 exons. NCBI's taxonomy places the organism in Eukaryota, Metazoa, Chordata, Actinopteri, Anabantiformes, Osphronemidae. Gene Ontology annotation, biological process: cell communication. The coding region runs from base 151 to 1011 and encodes 286 amino acids. Gene Ontology annotation, cellular component: connexin complex. The record is from RefSeq and is a predicted model, not a curated record.